AUGAGACUCUCUUUGUCCAAGGGUUCAGAUAACACAGGUUUCAUUUACAAGCACAAAAGCACCGCUUCUAGAAACGCUAUUCUUAUGGCCCUUCCCUUAUGGGAGAGCUACUAUUUUUCCCCCUCUCGACUCCUGUGCAUUCUAACUCAUUUCUAA
Ascoidea rubescens DSM 1968 is the source of this 156-nucleotide messenger RNA. RefSeq lists its product as uncharacterized. The transcript has a single exon. The coding region runs from base 1 to 156 and encodes 51 amino acids. NCBI's taxonomy places the organism in Eukaryota, Fungi, Ascomycota, Saccharomycetes, Ascoideales, Ascoideaceae. The record is from RefSeq and is a predicted model, not a curated record.